This is a messenger RNA of Acanthosepion pharaonis, 681 nucleotides long. The record is from the annotation of a GenBank genome assembly. NCBI's taxonomy places the organism in Eukaryota, Metazoa, Mollusca, Cephalopoda, Sepiida, Sepiidae.
AUGCACUCUCCUUAUGCAAAUAUACAUCCUUAUAAAAUAAAGCAGGCAAAACUGAUUGAAGAUGUAAACUGGAGUGUUCUCGUCGUCCUCCUCCUCCUCCUCCUUCUUCUUCUUAUUAUUAUUAUUGUCCUUGGCACUUCACUUCUUUUCUUCUAUCUUCUGAUUUGGUUCUCCUCUUCUUCCAUCCUUUUUUUCUUCAUAUUUUUUCUUUUCCUAUCCAAUCAUAUCUCAAGUUUUCCCCUUUCCUCCUCCUUCUUCCUCAUCCUUCUCAAUUUUCUACUUCUCCACCUCUCUGUUUGUUUUCCUUUUAUUCUCUUCCUUUCAUAUCUACUUCUCUUUUCCCACCCUCUCUAUUUCCCCACUACCCAUAUACCAUUUAUUCGUUUUUUACCUUUCUUUUCUCCCACUGCCUUGGUUCUAUUUUUAUUUCUCUCUUUUUUUUGUUUCUCUUACUUCCUUUUUUUUGCCCUUAUUGUUUGCUUUUAUGUUCUUUUCAUGAUUCUUCUCUCCUUUCUUUCUUUCAAGAUUCUCUCUUUAAUUUUGAAUCUUUCUUCUUUCCUUUACUUUCUCCCACAAUUUUCUUUCUUUCUUUUUGAAUCUUUUUUCUUUCGGUUUUCACUCAGUUUUCCUUUUUUUGGUUUUUCUCUUUUAAUCACCACCCACUUUCAUGUCCUCUCUUGA